CCUCUGCCAGGUUAUGGUCCAAGGCAUUGCCAGGUGGCUUCCUCUUUGGGCCUUGCCAUUCUGACCCCAGACACGUGUCUGACUUCAGCUCCCAGGAAGCAGGCCUGGCCCUCCCUGACCAGAGUUUGCCGUGUCUGGAGAGGCACUGGACUAGGGGAGAUGGGAAGGGCAGAGGGAGCCCCGACGCCAUCUGCAGGGCUCAAGUCAGCCUUGGCUCGCAGCAGCUUGGCCUGUCCCUUGGUCUGGGGCUGCCUGUCUGGCCACCUCCUGUCCCCAGCUUCCUGGUCAGCCUUGGCUAUAGCCCACCUAGUCUCCCUGGCAGACCUCCCCUCCUCCCUCACCACCCAGCCCUCUUUUCCACAUUCAGAAUCUCUGAGAUAUCUGGGUCACAGGGCAUGAGGGAGGGGGGAAACAGCCCUCUCCCCUGCCCACCGGGACCCUCUUCCUUUUCCUCCGUUGUUCUUCCUGCCCCUCCCCUGGCCUUCUCAGCACUCCCCAAGUCCAAUCAGACAAUUCCCAGCCCUCCUCUCUGCCUGUUAUUUUUAGUGAGCUAAAUAUACCCUGCAGGGUUCUCUCUUCCUGGUAGAAUUCUUGACCUCUCCUGUGGGCCAGCCCCGCCUUCCAGGAUGUACCAGGAACCAUGGAUUGGAAGUACUUCCUCCCUGUGAGGUCUGGGGGAUUCAGGUCCCGACUUCUCUCAGGCAGGGCAGCUGCACUGCCCCGUGGCGGGUGUGUGAGGCCAGGGCUCCUGGCUGGCUGGGUGAGUCAGGAAGUGGCUGGUCUGGGCAGAUCUCUGAAUGGAAUGAGACUGGAUGCUGAGACCUAGAGAAAAGGAACCCCUGAAGUCACACAGUCAGUGGCUGUCCCCACGGGGGCCUGGACUAGGAGCUCAUCCCCUAGACCCUCUGGUGGAAUGGCGGUGGAUGGACUCCUGGUUCACUGAACUCCCAGUCUGCUGCCCUCCCAGUGCUGGACUUUGCUCCCGAGGGGUCUUAGGCUGGGGAUGGCCGGGCUGUCCCCUUGAUGGGAGAUGUCACUUCCCAGGAGAGUCCAUCCCUUUCCCACACAGGGCUCACUGGCAGAACGUUCUGGUUUAGAGCAGUAUUCACUGAGCCUGUCUCUAUCACCCUGAGUCCCCUGUCAUCCUCCCUUUGAGCCUCCAGUCCCUUAACACUCCCUGUGGUCAAGGAGGACCCCAAGGAGUUCUGGAACUACCCCUUCAGGGGUCCCGAGGAGUCUCAGACCCAACCCUCGAGGCACAGAACACGGAGGGAGAGAUGACAGGUACCAAGGCAGCUGGCGAGAGAGAGCCUUGGGGUCAGGCUUGGUUCUCACUUCCUUGCUGGGACGCCAGCAUCUCUCCACUCCAGCUCUGUGUGCAUCCAUGACUGACAUUUCCUGCCCUUCGGUCCCCUCCAACCUCAAAGGCCUGUCCAGCCCCAAGGCAGAACUUUCCAUAGCUGGUCCCUGUUCAUGGGGCCGUGCCAGGCUGGGGCCAUCCCCUCCAUGCUUCCCCUCGCCUACUCCUGCUCCUCAUUCACACACUGUCUGGGCUUCAAGCUUACCAGCGGGGAGCCUGCUGCCUUCUCUUCCCUGGCCAGAGAUUCCUGGCUGUCUGCAGAACUUUAUAAUCCUUCACCAACCAUGUGUCCAAGAAGGGUGUGCGAGAUCCAGGAGGUGGUAGAUGGGAGACAGUGCUGGACCCUGCUGGGUUGAGCCCCACUAACUGAGCACGGGCUGGAAAUGGAGUGGGUAGGGGAACCUCCUCCCUGUUGCCCAGGAGGGAGUCAUCACCUGUGCAGAGGGUCUAGGACCAGAUUCUAGUCUGUGUGAUGGCAUUAAGGUCACAGAGCAGCCCCACACAGGUCGUACGACCCUAUGGGCUGGGGCUUCCUGCCUGGGACCUGGGCUGGCUGCACUGUAGUGUGAGGUAGGGAUAACUGGAGGUGUGCUUGGCAGGGACAGAGAGCCAACAACAUUGAGGGUUCUCACUGGCCACUCACUGAGACCUCAUGUCUCAGCUGAGCCCAAUCAGCAGAGCAUGCCAGGUGCCCCCAGUUCAUUGUAGCUCAGUUGCCUCUAAGGGCCAAGGAACCUGCUGAUGGGGUGAUAGGAAUGAAUACAGGGCCAGUGGGCUCCUUAGGAAACUCUGGCAGACUGAGAGGCGUGGGGGAGGCCGGGAGUCCUGCCGCAGACUGACUGCCGACCCUGUUUGCCUUUUGCUCAGUGUUCUCACCCGAGUCUCUUCAGAUAUGGCACGCUGGGCUGUGUGCCAUGUAGGAUGCUAACUCUACCGUCUGGCCGCUGCUAGGUUGAUGGGGGAAAACACUCCCCCUGUCCUGGAGGAACCUCCAGGCCAUGGGGAUUUAGGACACACGGAGGAAAAGAAGUAGCAUCCUCCCAGAUGUAUUUUAAGAGCAGCUCACUCAUGAAGGUGUGGACACAUGGAGAAAACUCAGUAGGCAUCACCCAGGCCUUAAAGCCGGAGUCGGGUCACAAAGGAGGACAAGAGCCCACGAAGCCCAGUGGUGUGCAGGUCAGGGAGCCAGGAGGCACUGUGUGUUGGGAGCAGGGACCUGAAGUGGGCAGGACAGUGCUCAGUGAGUCCCUGAGCUUUCUUCAACGGUAUGGAGCUUCUGCCAACCAACCCUGGAUCAACUCAGGGCCACAGCUACCCUCCGCCUGCUUCUGGAGGUUGUCUGAGGGAGAGGUGAGUGAGGGCCAGGCACAUAUCAGGCCUGUCUUGUCCACACAGGACAUGUGUGUUAGGGGAGGUGAGAGUGGGCUGGUCUGGGUUUUGGUUUUGAUGAGCUCAGUGUUGGAGAGCUGUGGUCGAGGAAGUAGGUGGCACACAAUGGGUUGGGCGUGGCAGGGUGGGCAAAGGACCCCAGAGCCUGACCACACAACCUAGAGGAGGGUCACGGCCAGGGAGGGUCUGAGGAGGUCAUUCGCCUUCAGUUUCCUGAACCCUCUUAGCCUGGGGCCAGACAGGAGCCUCAAGUUCUGCUGAUGUUGACUGUGGGCCCCAAGGCAGCAGAUGAGGGUGACCGAGGUUACCCUGCUGCAGGGCAGGAUGUUUGGUGGGCACACGAUUGACUGACAAUGGCCUUGUGCGGGGAGAGCCCUGGAGUGCUGCUGGGCUGGAGACCUGAGGACCUGGGCUGUCAGGCGGGGACCUGUGAUGUGGAGGACCUUGAGGAGGGUCCCACUGGGACUCUAGGCCCAGGUUGUGUGGUCUGGGAGAGCACAGGGCUCCUAUACAUCCCCCAGGAGGAAAAUCUCAGCUCUGUUCGUCUAGAGAAGGAGACAGGGGCUGAGCUGUGAUGUCACGGUGAGGGUACAAGGUCCUGGUCCUGGGUGGGGCCCACGGGCAUGCCCACUUUCCCUUAAGAGCCUCACCAGAGCCAAAGAAUUUAGGAAUUCACCAUCAGAUCCUGAAGCCGUGGUCACUGGGGCUCAUGCCCUGGUGCUGAGAUCUCUUCUAGACUCUGAGCUCCAGAGCCUCUGGAGCUGCAGGGAUAUGCCUGUGGCUUCCUGAUGGGCAGCUAGAAGACGGACCUUGCUCUGUGCCAGAAGUCUCAUUCAAGGGCCCAGAGCCACCCGGAUGGUGCCAGUUCUUCAGGAGGCCUCGCUGGUCCUGCAGGUGUCCUACACACCGCUGCCUGGAGCUGUGCCCCUGUUCCCGCCGCCUACUCCUCUGGAGCCCUCCCCAACUCUGCCUGACCUGGAUGUAGUGGCAGGCGGGGGACAGAGCCGGGCCGAGACUUGGUCCCUGCUCAGUGACAGCACCGUGGACACGAGAUACUCUGGAAAGAAGUGGCCGGCCCCCAUGGACACAGGAGGAGAGGAAGACACAGAGGACCAGGGACUCACUGGAGAUGAGACAGAGCCAUUCCUGGAUCAAAGCGGAGGGCCGGGGGCUCCCACCACCCCAAGGAAACUACCUUUGCAUCCUCCACCCCACUACCCCGGGAUCAAAAGAAAGCGAAGUGCACCUACAUCUAGAAAGCUGCUGUCAGACAAACCGCAGGACUUCCAGAUUAGGGUCCAGGUGAUCGAGGGGCGCCAGCUGCCCGGGGUGAACAUCAAGCCUGUGGUCAAGGUUACUGCUGCAGGGCAGACCAAGCGGACACGGAUCCACAAGGGAAACAGCCCACUCUUCAAUGAGACUCUUUUCUUCAACUUGUUUGACUGUCCCGCGGAGCUGUUUGAUGAGCCCAUCUUUAUCACGGUGGUAGACUCCCGUUCUCUCAGGACAGAUGCUCUCCUUGGGGAGUUCCGGAUGGACGUGGGCACCAUUUACAGAGAGCCCCGGCACGCCUAUCUCAGGAAGUGGCUGCUGCUCUCAGACCCUGAUGACUUCUCUGCUGGGGCCAGAGGUUACCUGAAAACAAGUCUUUGUGUGCUGGGGCCUGGGGAUGAAGCGCCUCUGGAGAGAAAAGAGCCCUCUGAAGACAAGGAGGACAUUGAAAGCAACCUGCUCCGGCCCACAGGCGUGGCCCUGCGAGGAGCCCACUUCUGCCUGAAGGUCUUCCGGGCCGAGGACUUGCCACAGAUGGACGAUGCUGUGAUGGACAACGUGAAACAGAUCUUUGGCUUUGAGAGUAACAAGAAGAACUUGGUGGACCCCUUUGUGGAGGUCAGCUUUGCGGGGAAAAUGCUCUGCAGCAAGAUCUUGGAGAAGACGGCCAACCCUCAGUGGAACCAGAACAUCACACUGCCUGCCAUGUUUCCCUCCAUGUGUGAAAAAAUGAGGAUUCGUGUCAUAGACUGGGAUCGCCUCACUCACAAUGACAUCGUGGCUACCGCCGACCUGAGUAUGUCGAAAAUCUCUGCCCCUGGAGGAGACAUAGAAGAGGAGACUGCAGGUGCCGUCAAGCCUUCGAAAGUCUCAGACCUGGAUGACCACCUGGGCUUCCUCCCCACUUUUGGGCCCUGCUACAUCAACCUCUAUGGCAGUCCCAGAGAGUUCACGGGCUUCCUGGACCCCUACGCAGAGCUCAACACAGGCAAGGGGGAAGGUGUGGCUUAUCGUGGCCGGCUUCUGCUUUCCCUGGAGACCAAGCUGGUGGAGCACAGUGAGCAGAAGGUGGAGGACCUUCCUGCGGAUGACAUCCUCCGGGUGGAGAAGUACCUUAGGAGGCGCAAGUACUCCCUGUUUGCGGCCUUCUACUCGGCCACCAUGCUGCAGGAUGUGGAUGACGCCAUCCAGUUUGAGGUCAGCAUCGGGAACUAUGGGAACAAGUUCGACAUGACCUGCCUGCCGCUGGCCUCCACCACUCAGUAUAGCCGUGCAGUCUUUGACGGGUGCCACUACUACUACCUACCCUGGGGCAACGUGAAACCUGUGGUGGUGCUGUCAUCCUACUGGGAGGACAUCAGCCAUAGAAUCGAGACUCAGAACCAGCUGCUUGGGAUUGCUGACCGGCUGGAAGCUGGCCUGGAGCAGGUCCACCUGGCCCUGAAGGCGCAGUGCUCCACGGAGGACGUGGACUCACUGGUGGCUCAGAUGAUGGAUGAGCUCAUCGCAGGCUGCAGCCAGCCUCUGGGUGAUAUCCAUGAGAUACCCUCUGCCACCCACCUGGACGAGUACCUGUACCGGCUGCGCACCCGUCACCUGAGCCAAAUCACGGAGGCUGCCCUGGCCCUGAAGCUUGGCCACAGUGAGCUCCCUGCUGCUCUGGAUCAGGCUGAGGACUGGCUCCUGCGUCUGCGUGCCCUCGCUGAGGAGCCCCAGAACAGCCUGCCGGAUAUCAUCAUCUGGAUGCUGCAGGGAGACAAGCGUGUGGCAUACCAGCGGGUGCCCGCCCACCAAGUCCUCUUCUCCCGGCGGGGUGCCAACUUCUGUGGCAAGAAUUGUGGGAAGUUGCAGACAAUCUUUCUGAAAUAUCCGAUGGAGAAGGUGCCUGGGGCCCGGAUGCCAGUGCAGAUACGGGUCAAGCUGUGGUUUGGGCUCUCUGUGGAUGAGAAGGAGUUCAACCAGUUUGCUGAGGGGAAGCUGUCUGUCUUUGCUGAAACCUAUGAGAACCAGACCAAGUUGGCCCUGGUCGGGAACUGGGGCACAACGGGCCUCACCUACCCCAAGUUUUCUGACGUCACCGGCAAGAUCAAGCUACCCAAAGAGAGCUUCCGCCCCUCGGCCGGCUGGACCUGGGCUGGAGAUUGGUUCGUGUGUCCGGAGAAGACCCUGCUCCAUGACAUGGACGCCGGUCACCUGAACUUUGUGGAGGAGGUGUUUGAGAACCAGACCCGGCUUCCCGGAGGCCAGUGGAUCUACAUGAGUGACAACUACACCGAUGUGAACGGGGAGAAGGUGCUUCCCAAAGAUGACAUUGAGUGCCCACUGGGCUGGAAGUGGGAAGAUGAGGAAUGGUCCACAGACCUCAACCGGGCUGUCGAUGAGCAAGGCUGGGAGUAUAGCAUCACCAUCCCCCCGGACCGGAAGCCGAAGCACUGGGUCCCUGCUGAGAAGAUGUACUACACACACCGACGGCGGCGCUGGGUGCGCCUGCGGAGGAGGGAUCUCAGCCAGAUGGAAGCGCUGAAGAGGCAUAGGCAGGCGGAGGCAGAGGGCGAGGGCUGGGAGUACGCCUCUCUUUUUGGCUGGAAGUUCCACCUCGAGUACCGCAAGACAGACGCCUUCCGCCGCCGCCGCUGGCGCCGCCGCAUGGAGCCCCUGGAGAAGACGGGGCCUGCAGCUGUGUUUGCCCUCGAGGGGGCCCUGGGCGGCGUGGUGGACGACAAGAGUGAAGAUUCCAUGUCCGUCUCCACCUUGAGCUUUGGUGUGAACAGACCCACAAUUUCCUGCAUAUUUGACUAUGGGAACCGCUACCAUCUACGCUGCUACAUGUACCAGGCCCGGGACCUGGCUGCGAUGGACAAGGACUCUUUUUCUGAUCCCUAUGCCAUCGUCUCCUUCCUGCACCAGAGCCAGAAGACGGUGGUGGUGAAGAACACCCUUAACCCCACCUGGGACCAGACGCUCAUCUUCUACGAGAUCGAGAUCUUCGGCGAGCCGGCCACAGUUGCUGAGCAGCCGCCCAGCAUUGUGGUGGAGCUGUACGACCAUGACACUUACGGCGCAGACGAGUUUAUGGGCCGCUGCAUCUGUCAGCCGAGUUUGGAACGGACGCCCCGACUGGCCUGGUUCCCACUGACCAGGGGCAGCCAGCCGACGGGGGAGCUGCUGGCCUCUUUUGAGCUCAUCCAGAGAGAGAAGCCGGCCAUCCACCAUAUUCCUGGUUUUGAGGUGCAGGAGACAUCGAGGAUCCUGGAUGAGCUGUGUGCUCCUGCCUUCUUCCUCCAGGGCCUUCUCCAAACGUCUGAGGACACAGACCUGCCCUACCCACCACCCCAGAGGGAGGCCAACAUCUACAUGGUUCCUCAGAACAUCAAGCCAGCGCUCCAGCGUACCGCCAUCGAGGUCCUGGCAUGGGGCCUGCGGAACAUGAAGAGUUACCAGCUGGCCAGCAUCUCCUCCCCGAGCCUUGUGAUAGAGUGUGGGGGCCAGACGGUGCAGUCCUGUGUCAUCAGGAACCUCCGGAAGAACCCCAACUUUGACAUCUGUACCCUCUUCAUGGAAGUGAUGCUGCCCAGGGAGGAGCUCUACUGCCCCCCCAUCACCAUCAAGGUCAUCGAUAACCGCCAGUUUGGCCGCCGGCCUGUGGUGGGCCAGUGUACCAUCCGCUCCCUGGAGAGCUUCCUGUGUGACCCCUACUCGGCGGAGAGUCCAUCCCCACAGGGUGGCCCAGACGAUGUGAGCCUACUCAGUCCUGGGGAAGACGUGCUCAUCGACAUUGAUGACAAGGAGCCCCUCAUCCCCAUCCAGCUUGCAGACGGUCUGUCGAGCUUGGCCCCUACUAACACGGCUUCUCCUCCAUCCAGUCCUCAUGAGGAAGAGUUUAUCGAUUGGUGGAGCAAAUUCUUUGCCUCCAUAGGGGAGAGGGAAAAGUGCGGCUCCUACUUGGAGAAGGAUUUUGACACCCUGAAGGUCUAUGACACACAGCUGGAGAAUGUGGAGGCCUUUGAGGGCCUGUCUGACUUUUGUAACACCUUCAAGCUGUACCGGGGCAAGACGCAGGAGGAGACAGAAGAUCCAUCUGUCAUUGGCGAAUUUAAGGGCCUCUUCAAAAUUUAUCCCCUCCCAGAAGACCCAGCCAUCCCCAUGCCCCCAAGACAGUUCCACCAGCUGGCCGCGCAGGGACCCCAGGAGUGCUUGGUCCGUAUCUACAUUGUCCGAGCAUUUGGCCUGCAGCCCAAGGACCCCAAUGGGAAGUGUGAUCCUUACAUCAAGAUCUCCAUAGGGAAGAAAUCAGUGAGUGACCAGGAUAACUACAUCCCCUGCACGUUGGAGCCUGUGUUUGGAAAGAUGUUUGAGCUGACCUGCACUCUGCCUCUGGAGAAGGACCUGAAGGUCACUCUCUACGACUAUGACCUCCUCUCCAAGGAUGAAAAGAUUGGUGAGACGGUCAUCGACCUGGAGAACAGGCUGCUGUCCAAGUUUGCGGCUCGCUGUGGACUCCCGCAGACCUACUGUGUCUCUGGACCGAACCAGUGGCGGGACCAGCUCCGCCCCUCCCAGCUCCUCCACCUCUUCUGCCAGCAGCGCAGAGUCAAGGCGCCUGUGUACCGGACAGACCGUGUGAUGUUUCAGGAUAAAGAAUACUCCAUUGAAGAAAUAGAGGCUGGCAGGAUCCCAAACCCACACCUGGGCCCCGUGGAGGAGCGUCUGGCUCUGCACGUGCUUCAGCAGCAGGGCCUGGUCCCAGAGCACGUGGAGUCACGGCCCCUCUACAGCCCCCUGCAGCCAGACAUUGAGCAGGGGAAGCUGCAGAUGUGGGUCGACCUGUUUCCGAAGGCCCUGGGGCGCCCUGGACCUCCCUUCAACAUCACCCCACGGAGAGCCAGAAGGUUUUUCCUGCGUUCUAUUAUCUGGAAUACAAGAGAUGUGAUCCUGGAUGACCUGAGCCUCACGGGGGAGAAGAUGAGCGACAUUUAUGUGAAAGGUUGGAUGAUUGGCUUUGAAGAACACAAGCAAAAGACAGACGUGCAUUAUCGCUCCCUGGGAGGUGAAGGCAACUUCAACUGGAGGUUCAUUUUCCCCUUCGACUACCUGCCGGCUGAGCAAGUCUGUACCGUUGCCAAGAAGGAUGCCUUCUGGAGGCUGGACAAGACUGAGAGCAAAAUCCCAGCACGAGUGAUAUUCCAGAUCUGGGACAAUGACAAGUUCUCCUUUGAUGAUUUUCUGGGCUCCCUGCAGCUCGAUCUCAACCGCAUGCCCAAGCCAGCCAAGACAGCCGAGAAGUGCUCCUUGGACCAGCUGGAUGACACUUUCCACCCAGAAUGGUUUGUGUCCCUUUUUGAGCAGAAAACAGUGAAGGGCUGGUGGCCUUGUGUAGCAGAAGAGGGUGAGAAGAAGAUACUGGCGGGCAAGCUGGAAAUGACCUUGGAGAUUGUAACAGAGAGUGAGCAUGAGGAGCGGCCCGCUGGCCAGGGCAGGGAUGAGCCCAACAUGAACCCUAAACUUGAGGACCCAAGGCGCCCCGACACCUCCUUCCUGUGGUUCACCUCCCCAUACAAGACCAUGAAGUUCAUCCUGUGGCGGCGUUUCCGGUGGGCCAUCAUCCUCUUUAUCAUCCUCUUCAUCCUGCUGCUGUUCCUGGCCAUCUUCAUCUACGCCUUCCCGAACUAUGCUGCCAUGAAGCUGGUGAAGCCCUUCAGCUGAGGACUCCCCUGCCCUGUAGGAGCGGGCGUGGGGUCCCCUCCAGCAUGGGACUGGCCGGCCUCCUCCACUCAGCUCGGCGAGCUCCUCCAGACCUCCAAGGCCUGAUCGUCCUGCCAGGGUGGGCAGAUAGACAGAUGGACCGGCCCACACUCCCAGAGUUGCUUACAUGGAGCUCUGAGAUCACCCCACUUCCAUCAUUUCCUUCUCCCCCGACCCAACGCUUUUUUGGAUCAGCUCGGACAUAUUUCAGUAUAAAACAGUUUGAACCACA
Messenger RNA from Macaca mulatta (Rhesus monkey), 9995 nucleotides. RefSeq names its product dysferlin (gene DYSF). Lineage: Eukaryota; Metazoa; Chordata; Mammalia; Primates; Cercopithecidae. The record is from RefSeq and is a predicted model, not a curated record. Gene Ontology annotation, biological process: T-tubule organization; monocyte activation involved in immune response; plasma membrane repair. Gene Ontology annotation, cellular component: cytoplasmic vesicle; membrane; T-tubule.